This is a messenger RNA of Mytilus trossulus (common blue mussel), 8330 nucleotides long. RefSeq lists its product as uncharacterized. NCBI's taxonomy places the organism in Eukaryota, Metazoa, Mollusca, Bivalvia, Mytilida, Mytilidae. The transcript has 10 exons. The coding region runs from base 236 to 8314 and encodes 2692 amino acids. The record is from RefSeq and is a predicted model, not a curated record.
UAUGCAUUUCCCACGUCAUCACAACAAUUUAUUACAAUUAACUUCGUUUUCUUAGUUUGACAAUUUUGUUGUUAAUUGACAUCUGAUACUACUAUACCACAUAGUAGUCUCAAUUGACACAGAGCAGUUGACAUGGUGUAAUGUGUGUAACACUAUGAUGUCAUAGUUGUGGAUCUUAAACUUUAAUUAUGAUAGGAACUAUUAGAUGUGACAAUAUUUGAGUGUUCUUGUUGACAUGAACAGAGACAUUAAUGACACAAUCACAUCAUCAGAGACAACACAUUGGGAAACCACAUCAGAUCAGGAUUUGCUGCCAUUGGAACCUGAUCAGGAAAUCAAAUUAAAAGGUCAAACGUGUAAAGAAAAUGGAGGCAUUAGUAAAGAUAAUGACAAAAUAAAAUUAAUUACUAGAAAUGGAGGCCAGGAGGUCAAACCUUUACAGUGUGACCAAAACCAGGACCAUGGUUUGACAGAAUUAAUAAAUGAUGAACAGAUAAUAAGUAAAAAUUAUAAACAAAAUGUAAAUAAUGCUGAGGGAACAAUUUGCAGUAAGCCUGUCCUUCAACAGGCAGACUACAGCACUGAUGUCCAUGACACAAUAAAUGGAAUUUAUGUACAACUGGCAGACAACAGCACUAACAUCCAACAGACAGGUAACAGCACUAAUGAACAACAGUCAGGAAACAACACUAGUGUCCAACAGGCUUAUAAAAGCACUGAUGUGCAUCAGGAAAUAACUGGAAUUGAUGUCCAACUGGCAGGUACCAUUACUGAUGUCAAACAGGCAGAUACCAACACUGAUGUUCAACAGGCAGAUACCAACACUGAUGCUCAACUGGCAAUAACUGGAAUUGAUGUCCAACCGGCAGAUAAAAGCAAUGAUGUCAAACAGGAAGAUAGCAGCACUUAUGUCAAAGAGGCAGAUAAAAGCAUUGAUGUCCCACAGGCAGAUAACAGCACUGAUGUCAAACUGGAAGAUAACAGCACUUAUGUCAAAGAGGCAGAUAACAGCAAUGAUGUCCAACCGGCAGAUAACAACACUGAUGUCAAACUGGAAGAUAACAGUACUUAUGUCAAAGAGGCAGAUAAAAGCAUUGAUGUCCGACAGAAAGAUAACAGCACUGAUUUCAAACUGGAAGAUAACAGCACUUAUGUCAAAGAGGCAGAUAAAAGCAUUGAUUUCCGACAGAAAGAUAACAACACUGAUGUCAAACUGGAAGAUAACAGCACUUAUGUCAAAGAGGCAGAUAAAAGCAUUGAUGUCCGACAGAAAGAUAACAGCACUGAUGUCAAACUGGAAGAUAACAGUACUGAUGUCAAAGAGGCAGAUAAUAGCACUGAUGUCAAACUGGAAGAUAACAACACUGAUGUCAAACUGGAAGAUAACAGUACUGAUGUCAAACUGGAAGAUAACAGCACUGAUGUCAAAGAGGCAGAUAACAGCACUGAUGUCCCACAGGCAGAUAACAAAAGUGAUGUCAAACAGGAAAUUAAAAGCGCUGAUGGCAAAGAGGCAAAUAAGAGCACUGAUGCCAAGGAGACAAUAACUGGAACUGAUGUCCAACAAGCACUUAUCAGCACUGACCUCCAAAAGGCAGAUACCUGCACUGAUGUCAAAGAGGAAGAUAACAGUAAUGAUGUCAAACAGGCAGAUAACAGUCAUGAUUUUCAACAGGCAAUAACUGGAAUUGAUGUUAAACAGGCAGGUAACAGCACUUGUGUCCAACAGACAGGUAACAUCACUAAUGUCCAACAAAUAGGUAACAGCUCUAAUGUUCAACAGCCAGAGAGCAGCCCUUAUGUUCAUCAGCCAGAAACCAACACUGAUGUCCAACAGGCAAAUAAACAAGCAGGUAAUAUUCAACAACAAUCAUGUCAAAAUCAAAACAUUCAACAACAACAAAAUGAUGGCAAAGACCAUCAACUAAAACCAAUUAUCAACAUUGCUACUAAAUUAAGUUACAACCAACAGGAACCAAGUAAUGUCAUUGACAUCCAGGAACAAUUGGUCAAUGAUAACAGCAUUCAACAACAACUGAUUGCCAACUCUUAUAUCCAACCACAACAUAGUGACAUCAGUUAUACUACACAACCAAUUGGAAACAGUAAUGCCAAACAACAACCAAUUGACAAUGAUGACAUUCUGGAACAAUCAAGUUACACCAAUAACGCCAUACUUCAAUCAAUUGACCCACUGGACACCCAUCAACAUGCAGGGGACAAAAGUAACAGCCAACAACUACCAAAUGAUAAAAAUGACACAAAACAACAAUCAAAUGAUAAAAAUUGCACCCCACAACAACCAAAAGAUGAAAGUAUUGCCAAGCAACAGCCAAGUGAGCAACCAUGGGAUACUAAGAACAACCAACAACAGUGCCAUACCAGUGGACAUCCAUGUGAUAUUGAGAACAAUAAAGCCUCCCAACAACAGUUACUUACAAGCAAACAACCAUGUGAUGACCAGAACAUCAAAACAGAGUCCCAUAUCAGUGAGCAAACAUGUGAAGCUCAGAAAAAAACCCAACAAUGCCAUACCAGUGAACAACCAUGUGAUACUAAGUGCAAUAAAACCCAGUGCCAUACCAGAGUGCAACCCUGUGAUAUUGAGAACAACAAAACCCAGUCCAAUACCAGUAAGCAACCAUUUGAUCCCCAAAACAACCUACAACAGUGCCAUACCACUAAACAAUCAUUUAAUGUAAAGACCAACCAACAACAAUGGCAUAUGACUGAGCAACCAAGUAAUUCCAAGAACAACAAAGCUCAGUGCCAUACUCUAGAGCAACCAUCUGAUUCUAAGAAUAACCAACAUCAGUGUAUUGCAAUAGAGGAACAAAGAGAAACAAAGGACAACCAACAAUUAAGUAAAAUCAGUGAGCCAGAAAGUUGCAGGAAGGUCAAUGAAUCAUUAAGUCAAACCAGUGAUACAAAGGACACCCAACAAUUAAGUCAAAUCAGUGAGCCAGAAAGUGACAGGAAGAACAACCAACUACAAUGUUAUCCCAAGAUACAACUGAAUGACAGCAAGGAUAGCAUGGACCUAAUUCCUUCGACUGAAAAACACAGCACACUUUUAGGUAAACCAAAUACCAAGGUGAAGGACAACUUAAAGUCAGUGGAACAACAAAUGGGGGAUCCAAAUCAAAGAUAUUUCAAGGUAAUCGAAAAUUAUUAUAAUGGUGGUCAAGAGCUACCUAUUGAUCUAUCAAAUCCAAAUAAAAAGUCCAACAAUCACGAUGGAAUUCUGUUAGCUCCUAAACAAGUAAAAAAGCAAGGUGAAAACGUGGUUUCCCCACAACAUUGUCAUUCCAGUAAUCCUGAUGGCAGGAUGCAACAAUCUAAGGAUCAGCACAGUAUGAAGAAUAUGAUUCACCAAUCUACAAUGAAAGAUUGUAUACAGUCAACUAUCAUUCAUAAUAGUAAAAAAGGUGAAAAUCUUCUACACAGUCCCAAGAGAAAACCUCGUAGAAAAAGACAAAAAAAUUGUGAUAUCUUAGACAUGCAGGAGCUUUAUAAGACCUACCAACAGGAAGAUACCACUGACUUCCAUUUACAAGGCAAUGAUGUACAAUAUCUUCAUUCAAUCAAUGAACAAUUUGGAAAAAUACAAGAAAACCAACCACAGAAAACUUCAGUUGCAGAUUAUCAUGUGAUGAGACAAUUAAGUCAUCCAACUAAACAGGAAGUUGUAAUGGAUACUGAAUAUGGCGGAAGCAGUAGUCAGCAGAGGGACAGUAAUUCAGAGAAUAAACUUCCAUUACCGGUAGUUACAUAUCAACGUCAACAAAGUGAAAAUUCAGAAAAUAGUCUUCACAUCAUCAUGGAUCAGAGUACUGGUAAUGAACGAAGUGAAAGUACAAGUUCAGAACAUGAACUUCAGAUUGCAACAGAUCAUACUGAUAUUGAAAAGCUAGCUGUCAAACUAGAGAUUGAUGAACAGGUCACAUGUGAAUCUGAGACAGAACUUCCGACCAAUCAACAAAGUGAACAUGGCACAGAGAAUACAACUCAGGAUGACAUUAGUCACAAAGAGAAUAAAAGUAUUUUAUUUGUUUGUAACACCUGUUUGAGAGAAAAGAUGACCACAGCUACCUUUCCAAAUGGUCAAACACUAGCUAGGCAUGCCAUUCUAGAACACCAUCCUCUACCUAACUUGACCGGACCAUAUUUCCAGUUCACCUGUCACACUGAACACUUCAACUACUAUUGCAUUCCAGUUGUACAGGAAAAACUUUAUCCAUGUAAGUUUGGGAACUGUACUGAGACAUUCACAUGUGCCCGUCUGCUUAGAAACCAUGUGACUGACCAUCAUACCAAGAAACAACUGGUAUUUGAAUACAAGAAAUGUCAGUACAGACAUUGUGAAAGAUUAUUUGCUAGCCAGGAGGCCAGAAAACAACAUGUUAAAGAAUUUCAUAUAGAUCACAGUAUAAAAAGAGAGGAUGGUUAUGGUGCUUUGUGGAUUAUAAAGAGCUCACCAAACGAGAAGAUUGGGGACAAACAAGGGAUGCACAAUAAUGAACGUAUCCAUGAAAAUAGUUUUCAGGAAAUCAGGAACUUCUUUGUAGAAGUUUAUGAGGUCACAAGAAUAAUCGUCUCAUCUGGUGAUUAUUUUGUAUCGUUUUGUGAGAAUUGUGCGUUCUAUAAUGCUCCAAGAGAUUUCGACAAACAUAAAUACGGGAAACUGUGCAAAGAUGAGAAACAGUGUGAUGUUUCUUAUGUAUGUCGUGAAAUCAAAAAUGCAUAUGGAGAUUUUAUCGUUGAUAUCAACAAUGUUAAAAGUCGAAUGUUGAAUAGCGGAGUUUUAUUUCAUGAUUUUCAUUUUGGGUGUUGUAUAUUUAUUGAUGAUGUUGAAACUCGAUCAGAGAUCAAGGAAGACGAGGGUGAAAAAUCUAUGGAUUCUGAAAGGGAUAUUCCUGUAUUAAAAAGGAUUAAAUCAACAAGUGAUGUAUUGCAAAAAUCAAUGGAUUCUGAAUCUGAUAUUCCUAUAUUAGAAAAGAUUAAACCAACAAAUGAUGCAUUGCAAAAAUCAAUAACUGAAAAUAUUAAACAAACAAGAAAUGAAUUACAAAAAUCAAUAUCUGAAAAUAUUAAACCAAAAGAUGUUGAAGCUGACAUAGGAGAUUUGGUGUUUUUGUAUGGUAAACCAAAUCCCAACUACUCACCAGCCUGUCCAGAAAAUGUAGAAGAUAAUUUAGAGAGUCCAGAAGGAGAGAUAAUUUACCAUGAAGACAAUGAUCUAGAUGAUUAUGCUGUUUUAAGUUGUGAUGCGUUUCCAAGUGAGUUAAACACUUCAGCAGAACCAACUGAAGACGAAAUAGACAGAAAGGAUGUCAUAAAAGUUGAAAGUUAUUGGGAAGAAUUUGGUGAUGAUUCUAUAAAAAGAAGCUUAAACAUUUCCACAGAGGAUCAAACAAUUGAAAGAACUAUGAAGUCAGAACCUAUUAAUGAAGAAAUGGUUCUGACUGAAAAUGUGAAACAGGAAAUAGACAAAAACGGAAAAACUAAAACCGGUAAAAUUGGGUCAGCAAAGUCUUCAAAGAAGUUGAACAUGAAAAAAACAUCCCAAACCGAGGGAAAAAAGGUUCAUACUUGGAAAGAAGAGGAAAUAGGGAGCUGUAUUUCAAUACCAGAUUCGCACUUGGUGACAAGUGACUUCUUAUCUGAAAUUUCAGAAAAUUUCAUUGACAGUGGUUUGAAUGUUGUAGAAGAUAGAAACAGUAAGAUUCAGAGGUCAUCUGAUGUAAUCUGUGAUACACUGGAAGGUGGAUCUACCAGUAUAAAAAAAGAUCCAAAGUCUCAAAAGAGUUUUAACAAAGAUUCCAAGUCUCAAAAGCGUUUUAACAAAGAUUCCAAGUCUCAAAAAUGUCUAAUUGAAGAUUCCAAAUCUCAAAUAUGUUUGAACAUUCCUAGUAGUAGUAGUAAUAGUGCCUUGAAAAGGAGUUUUAGUGUACCUCUGGUUAACCACUUCUUCAAACAAAAUGUACCUCUGGAUGAAAAAUUUGUCAAACAAAGUGUACCUCCGGCUAACAAAGUCUUCAAACAAAGUGUUCCUCCAGCUGACAAAUCUGUCAAACAAAGAGAGAAAAAGCAAAAAAUAAAUGAUAAACAAAGUAAAUCCCCUCCCAAAUGCUCAAGUAGUAGUGAACAGAAAAGAGGAAAAGAGGAAAAGAAAGAAACUUUCAGUAAAAAGCCAUAUGGUCCAUUGCCUAAUAUUGAAGGAAAUAAAACCAAUAAAAAAUUCAAAAACACUAGCAAUUCUUUAUAUGAAGAUGGUUUUGACUUAAAAGUGGAUAACAGUGGAAGAAAACAGUCCCAAAGUUUGUUUUUAGAUGAAACAAAAAAGAGUCAUUUCGAAAAUCCAAUUCAUGACACAGAUGAUGAUGAUGAUUAUGAUGAUGAUAUUAUAGAACUGGAUAUUGGUAGCACUAACAAGAACCAUGUCAAACUUGACAGAAGUCAAAGUGAAAACGAUAUCAGUAAAAAUGUACAUCAUGAUAUAAUAGAAAUAGAUGUAGAUCCCCAAAACUCUCAUAGCACAAAUGUAUAUAACGAUGAUAUUAUUGUGAUAGAUACCGGUGAGAAUCUCAAAGACAAGCAUAAUAUAGAAGGUCAUUCCAAGGACAUUCCAGUGAAUCUACAUAAUAAGAAAAGAUACUCUGAUGACAUAAUAGAUUUAGAUAUUGAUGACGAUAAUGAAAAGUCAGAUAAUGGAAGUAGAAUUUCACAUAAUACCUCAAAACUCAAUAAUGUAAAAACUGAAAGUACAAAAACACUAAAGUCACAUGACAAAGUGAUAUCAAUUGAUAGUGAUGAUGAUGUUCGAUCACAUGACAAAGUGAUACCAAUUGAUAAUGAUGAUCAUGUCCUGUCACAUGAUCUUUAUACUAAUGAUAAAAAACAAGUAAAAGAUGAAAUCUUCGAUGAUUCUGACGAUACAGAUGAUUAUACUCAUGUAGAGCACAGUGAAGUGUCGCAUUCAGAUUUUAAAACAAAAAAGUUUUCCUCUAUAAAAGUUAAGGAGAAAAAUUGGAAAGCGUCUGACAAAACUGAUUUUCCUCAAAAUAGAACAUUACUGGACAGCAACAGAAAACUGGGUGAAAAAAGCAAUGUUAAAAUUGAUCAUGCCAAGAAAAAAACUCAACCUUUUCAACUGAAAAGAAAAUUUUGUGAAUGGAAAUUUCCCAAGAAAACUAAUCUUUUAACUUCAAAAGUAAAAAAAGAAACAAAUUCUGUGAUCGAAUCAGAUUCUAUGCAGAAUGUCUGUGAUAAUGUCAAAUCUGACGCAUUCCAAAAACUUGUCUCACAGGGUGAAAGUCCAGUGAAUGAAGAAGGUACUGUUAAUGAAACUGGAUCUGAAAUAAAACCUGAAAGAGAGAAAUGGAUUGUAGAAGGACAUGAAAUUAAGGAUUGUAAAAUUAAAGUUUUUAAAUUAGAUGACAGCGAUGUAGAUUAUAUUUGUCAUGAAUUAAAAUCAGGACAUAAAACAAAUUAUGCAAAUUACCUUGACUCUAUGCAGAAAUUGGAUGCACGUAAUUAUGAUCAACUAAUGAAUGGAUGUUUAAAAUUAAAUAUGAAGCCUAGAAGAUUAAAAAGGAUCGUAGAAAUCUGUAAGAAAUUAUUUGAGAUGAAUAAAUAUUUUCAUGAUAAUCCUCAUAAGAGAACAGAAAGGACAAGAAAAAGAAAAUCAAACUCAUUCAUGCCAAAUGGAGAGUUAAAGAAGAGAAAAAGUGAUAAUAAUAUAUUGGAGUUUGUUGAUCUUGAUUGGAUAAUGGAUUCUGAUGAUUCAGUGUCAAUAUCUGAGGACGAUGAGGAUGAAGACACAGACUUUGAUGAUUUAGAUUUUACAGAUAAUGACUUAUUUUGCCCAGAGCCUGGAUGUACAAAGCGAUUUGCCAGUUCUGUGACUCUUGAACAUCAUAUAGCCAGGAAACAUGACGAUGAAUCAUACGAAGAAAGAAAGUUCUGUCCUGUUGAAAACUGUGAGAGGAGUUACUCAAACAAACAUAACUUAAUGACACACAUUAAAAAGGACCAUGGAGAAGUUAUAUACAAUGAAAUAAGAUCAGAAUUAUAUAGCAUGAAACCUGAACCUGAAUUGGCGAUGAUUCGACCAGCUGGAACCUGUUUAAUGCCAACAGUUUGGCGAAAUCCUCAACCUUUAAUACCUACACAUGUGAAAGAGAAAAUAUCUAAGACUUCAGCUACGGAGCCUCCUAAAAAUGUCAAGGAAGUGCAGGACAUUAAAAAUAUUUUAUCAGAUUUUACUCAAAAUGGACGAGGGUCUUCUUACUCUAUUUUAUCAAAUAAAUAAUAUAUAUAUUUCUAAA